AAAGUUAUGACGUCACGCAUUUUUCAGCAUAAGCAAAAUUUACUGACGUUACACACACAGAAAGGCAGAGGGAAUAUCAAACUUUACCUGUUGACAGCAUGGAUAAUUGAAUAUCUCAUUUCUUGUUGAUUUUCAGAAGAUAACUUCCUGCACAAUGAAUACAUUUGUCACUCAUCCAAGUGUAAGAAUAAAAGGCACAGAAAACAACUAUAAUCCUGUCAGAUGUAUGGACCACAGAUGCCAGGAUAGUUCAGUUCACAUGCACUGCCCUUUUUGUGUGAAGAGAGAUUUUUAUCAUGAUCCUGUCAUACUCAAAGCUCAUUUUCGUGUAAAGCAUGUCGAUAAAGGAAUAGAUUUUGCAGGGCUUAAAAUUUUGAGAUGCUGUGACCACUGUGAUAUUGUUGGUAUCAUCAAAGGAGAAAAGAAAUUUAAAGGUGCUCACUGGCACUGCUACAAGUGUAGAAAUGGUUUCAAUAGAAGGGAUGAAGCCAUAAAGCACUACAAAACCCAUUUUAGAAAUCCACAAACCACGUUUCAAAUCCAAAUAGCUCAGGAAAUCAACAAUCCAUGUUCUUACCCAGAUGACUCUAUGGAGCCAAAUGAACUCUCAAUCCAUCCUGUCCUCACACAAGCUGUUAUGUCCACCAGCCUAGCAGACAAUGGCUACAAAUCUCUUCUGAACCCACCAUCAACCCAGGUUAGCCUGACAAAUGGGAAGUCUCCUGAUGGUACUGUACAAGUGUCUGUGGCAGCCAACGAGACUGUAGAUUCCUCCGAAAAUGCUCAAACUCACAUCAUGAUCAUUCAUGAGGACACUGGUGAUAACGAAGAUGGAAAUACAUACACCACCCAGAUCAUCUCCAGUGAGGAUGUAGGUAUUGAGGAAGAGAAAGAACAUGCUGUUCAUCAGAACUCAAACAACCAGAUAGAGGAAAUGCAGCAGAAAUAUGAAAAGUUACAGGAAGACAAACAUCAUAUGGAGGCUCAUCUGAAGUUAUUGAUAGAGAACCUGCAGUCAGAGAUAAAAGACUUGAAAGAAAAGUUGCAUAAAAGUAAGCAGCGAGAACAAGAGCUGAUGGAACAAAUAAGUGUGCCACUAGAUAAAAAUAUAGAAAAUCUUAUGAAGCAGUUAGAAACUCAGCAUAGGGAUCUGUUAUAUCAACAGCUGUUAUGUAUAAAACGGGAAUAUAAGUUACACACCAUUACCUGUCCUGAAGAGUCCACGGUCCCAUUACAACACACGGACAGUGGCACUGAUAAAGCUACUGCAAGUAACACCCAACUGUUUACUGUCAGCCAGACUUUUGACAACUCUACUGAUCAGGAGGAAGAUGAGGCAGAUACUGUGGCGAUUGGUGCUCAAGAAAAUGAUGACUCAAUAAAGUUAGCUGAAAAUUCUGUUGAAUCUGCCAAUGUAGUAUGCAUCAAUUAUAAUUCCCUUCCUAUUGAUUCUGCUGGAAACUUUCAGGUUACUCAUCAUUUAACACCCCAGGAUGAGGAAUGUGGUGGUGGUGAGGUGGGAGUGGAUGGUGCACCCCCUCCCAAACGCUUCAAGCCAGAGUAGACAGUAAUCUGUGCCACACAGAAAAGUCAAUGUCUGUUGUUGUGGAAGUACAGUAGUAACUUUGUGUUUAGAUUUUAAAUCAUUAUUUAUGAAAAAAGGCAAUACAGUAUUGAAGUGUAUAUAUUAGAUCUACCAAAGGUAAUGUACCUACUGUAUUAGCAGGAAUUAAAGGGGGUUUUAUCAUGUUUUCAAAAUCACCUUAGGCAUGUAUGCAGCAGAUAUUGUGAAAUAAUAACUGUUAAAACCAAUAAAACACUUGCAUCAAAGAUAAUUAAUUUAAGAUACGGUAUCCCAUGCAUAUUUUUAAAGGGAUUGCUGUGCACAUUUGUUUGACUUCAUGAGUGCCCAUUGUUCAUACUUAGUAAUGAACAUGUUUUCAUAUUUAUGACUAAAAUAGGGACCUAGAAACUAACAUGGAAGAAUAAUUGUGAUAUUAGUCUUAACUUUUAUGAAUGAGAAAUUUAUUGAUGGUGUUGAUUUUGGCCAAUAAUAACACUCAAAAUAAUUCACUGAAAAAAAUGUUAGGCAGAUAUGAGCUGAUUUAAACUCUUUUGAAAAUGUGAUAAAAACCCCCUUAUUCAAUUCAAUUCCCUAUAAGUAAAAGUCAUGUAUUAUCUUUCAUGGUUCAGCUACAGAAUUAAAUGUUUAAAAAAAUUCUUGCCACAUACUGCUACAAUAAGUAUUAAACUCCUUGAACAUCAUGCACCUUUAUAACUGGAAAAUACGUGUAUUGUAUAUGGAUUCAGCAAUGUGUAGGCAAUAUGUUUAAUUGCAGUUAGCCGGAUAAAGUUUAGCAGCAGCAGCAGCAGCAGAGUUCAGAUGUUGUUUGUUGAAAGAAUUGAUUGUGUAUUAUGAAUGUAUGAAUUAAUAAAAUGAAAUCA
Messenger RNA from Magallana angulata, 2445 nucleotides. RefSeq lists its product as uncharacterized. NCBI's taxonomy places the organism in Eukaryota, Metazoa, Mollusca, Bivalvia, Ostreida, Ostreidae. The coding region runs from base 155 to 1564 and encodes 469 amino acids. The transcript has 7 exons. The record is from RefSeq and is a predicted model, not a curated record.